CUAAGUAGUUUCGUUUUUAUCCUAGAUGCCGUCAAAAAAAGUGACGAUGAUGAACUAAGACUAGUAAAAGACCUAUUUAAUAACUACAGCAAGGAGGUCAGGCCAGUAAAGAACAAAAAGGCUGCAAUCAAAGUGAUAUUUGGAAUCGCUUACACGCAACUUGUUGAACUGGUAAGUACAUUCAAAACUGUUUGUGUUCAAGUUUGAAGUUGAAGUCAAGUUUGAAGCCAAGUUUGAAAGCGAUCAGUUGUUGUCGCCCAAUUUUACAGACGUUUGUAUGGUGGGAGGCAAGUUCGUGCACCCCACGAUGGUUAAGAUAACCCAGGGUUAGUGCGAGAUUUGAAUUCAGAUUUGAAAGCUUAAAAAGCAUUUUAGUUUUAAUUCUUUUUGUCCACAAGUAAAUGGUUGGAAGUUCUAAAAAUUACAGAGAAAAUUAUCCGAGAAAAUGCUUUUGAACAUAAGAAAAAUAAACCCGGGUUAAGUGCUAAUCGGCCUUCGAACAACUGGGCCCAGAAAUGUAAAGACCAUGUCCUCAGACCCCUGAGCCGACCUAGAGACCAUUUUGAGCACCAUUUCUUCCAUUCAGCUUGUACAGACAAAUGGCGAGCGAAGCAAGCCGUGAAAGAACUCAUCCCUCGUGCUCGCGUCUUCUUCCGCGUUCCGGGCUCUCGCGUAAAUUCUCGUGACUCUCCCAAGUGGAGGGCUUGCUCGCCGGCUAAAUGACAUCUUUUAAUUUACGCGUUAUUCUUCAUAAACAGGAUGAAAAGAAUCAGGUUCUUGUGAGUAAUGUGUGGAUAAGACAAGUGAGUAUAUAAGUGACUUUUCUAUAGAAGUUAAUUUAUAUGGAACGUGAGAAUUUGGGUCUAAUUUUCCGUACAAAGCUCAAUAAAGAUUCAGUUUCGUUCUAACAAUCAACCCAUCAAUCAGUCAAUCUCGAUCAUACCAACAACAUCUAAAUCAAUCUCUCACCAACCAAUGAAUAACUGUUGGCUUAAUCUUUCAUUCAAGUCCUAAGUCAUCCAUCUAUCCACAGGCGGUAUUUAAUUUAUCAGUCUACAUUAUCCUUUCAUCCAUCGAUCUAUUCAAACAUCCAUCAAAGAGGCAACGUAUAAAUCAACACCCUUCUCUGAUAAUUAAUAGAAAAGCUCCACUCUAUUUAAUGACAGAAAUUUCCUAAAGAUUGAAUUGCUGAGCACCAAAGCCCGGGCGUGGUGCACCUGAGGGCUCGCACUCUCGGUGAAUGAGUACGAAAGCCCACGGAUAUAUCACUAGGAAUAAACUCCUUUAAGGUCUUUUGAUUGAGCUAGCAAGGCCACACGCAUUCAUGAAAUCACUAAAUCGUAUGUUCAGAUUUCGUUCCUCUGGGCUUAAUUUUUUUUUCCAUUUCUACCCCACAAGAGUUAACCAGCGUAAAUUUUUUUGAAAUACGUAUUCGACAGAAAUGGAACAAUCAUUUGUUACGUUGGAAUGCAUCUAAUUAUGGGGGAAUAAAGUCCAUCAACGUGGAUCCCAAACUCAUCUGGCUUCCAGACAUAGUUCUGUACAACAAGUAAGUGAAGAUUAUCUUCAUUCAGCUAUCGACAAUUGUUGGUUUUCACAUGACGUCACUAAAAUUCAAACUAAAAAACUAUUGAUCCUACCCAGAUUUUACUUUCACGAUGCAUUAGAACAGCUGAAAACUAAGUUUCACAUAAAUUUUCGCUUCAAAAGGGUUCUUGGUUUUGUGAUAGAGUACGCUUGAAUUUCUAAGCUUUUGCGUGACGCGGAAUUUACAUGACGGCUAAGAGAGCUGUCAUGUAGGUUAAAAAAAAAGACUUAUUUCAGGCCCCGGGCAACUGAGGCGCGUUGACGGAGGACGGGACAUUUGCCCUCUUUUUUCGCCCCCACCCCGGGGUAUUUGACAGCUCAAGAGUCCCCACCCCCGGGAAUUUGCCAUCCAAGGCAAAAAAAUGCUAAUGCCCGGGGGUCAGCCUGGGGGGGUGCUGGGCGCAGGUGGAAUUGACUGGUGCAUAAACAGUUCAUGUAUUAGAAAAAGAAUUACUUCAAUGUUUAUGAGUUUCUCGAAGAAUAAAUUCACGCUUUUGUAGCAAAACUCGGUAACAGAUGUUUCUGUUGGUUUCCGUCCGCCAUGUUGGAGCUCAUCCAGGUGAGUACCAGCAUGGCGUCUCCAUACAAAUCUCUAUAAAGUUUGGGUAAAACAUUUGUUCACAGGGUCCAGAGGAGUUACGUGUGAAUAAAUGAAUUACUUAUUUAAAGUCUCACCUUGAAAAAUGUCUAUACCUGUCGCUUAGCACGAUUAAUUAGCCCAAUGGGAUCUUUAUGAAUCUACUGUAAAAGAUUUCUUCGCUUUUUAUCUGACCCAGAUCGACUUUGUUGUUCGCCAUUUUGAAAAUCAAUAACCGCAAGUCGUAUCCUCGCUGGCGCACAGCACGUCGCCCGAAGGGCGACCGAGGCACGAAGUGCCGAGUAAAAAAUACUGUAAGCCGAUCUCGCGAGCCCGCAGUCUCUUGGCUAAAGAAUGUGUAACGAAACUGUAACACGAUCAAAAUAACCCAUUUUUUCAGAGGUUUUCGACGGGUUUUGAUGUUCUAACGACAAACACAUCUCCUCUGGACCCUGUGAUUUCUUCGGAUAUCUCGUAUACGAAAUAUUCCUCUGAACUGAAUCUUGGCGAGGGUCUUUGUAUAUCUACCUCCUUUCAUUUUCCAGAUUCUGGACUUCAUCUAUUGAACGGUUUUGAUUUUAUUCUGAUCUAUUUUAAAUGGCGUGACACUGAAAACCAACAAUAGUUCUACCUUUGCAUAGGCAUUGUACUGUUAGGCUAUUUCCCCGUCUCUCAACGGGAUGCUGCGCACGAAGUACUAGUUAAUUAAUACGAAGAUCCCUUCUGGAGAGGGAACAGCAUGUAGUCUACCUGCUGGUAGUGAAAGGCUUGAACCUUAUUACUCAGUUAUAAUAAAAUACACUUUCAGUCUUUAUCCAGCACGGAAUGCGAAGUACCUGUUCUGCAUUUCAGCGCUGUCCUUAUUUAGCUAACCCUGCGGCAGCCUGUGAAAAAACGGCUCUACGUUUGGAGAUUUAACGAAUAAAAAGAAUUGAUUAGAAGGCUAGAAAAUCAAAACAGACGGGGAGAAGGAAUGGGGAAAAAACGUAACUGCGGGACAUAAAUGAAUCAGGAAAAUUACAGCCUUCGAGGAAGUUCUCCAAUUGCAAAUUACUCGUGACCCCUCGUUUCUCUCGAUUUCGAAAGACAAGGGUUUGCUUAAGGGGUAAAAAAAAUGGACCAAUUUAGGUUUCUGGGAAACUGCCCACCUACCUCUCCCCUAAGCCAAGCUUUUGCCUUAAGUGAGAUUAAUUGAUCCGAAAAGAUAAAUUCAACGGUGACAGUAGCAUAGGUCACGCACCCAUGUUCGGUGGUUUAAACGGUGUGGUAGGUUUUAGUUCGGUUAUAUCUUAGCUAAUUCGCCCUCCUACGAGUUAAGCCACUUAAAUAAUAGCACAUGACCUUAAUAAUAUUCCCCCACAUUUUAUUCAUGAGAUAAAGUAUGACGUCAUCGUCGGUAAAAUAUUCCGCGCAAAAAAGGGGUCUAACCAGAGCGCCAUAUAGUACUGGUCCCGAUUGUUCAAAUGUUGGAAUACACCAUCCACCAGAUAAAUCACUAGCUAGUGGAUAGGUAUUAGAGAAAACAUUUGCGUUAUCCCCUGGAUAGAGAUAUAUCCAUUGGAUAGCGUAUAGUAAUCUACCUUUUGAACAACUGGGGCCUGGUGUAGAUAUGCUUAUCUCCGUUCGCGUUCUCGAGCUUGGUACCAGCACUAGCCUGUUCACCUGUCCACAGGCUAUGUUGUAUGCGCAUGCUCGUGUUGGUCUGAGUCAUUGCUUUGGCAGGAGACCAUAGAUAUAGGCUCCUGCUUUGGUUAUGACUUGAUUGGCACAACAAACACACUUCGCUUUCCGAAAGCAACCACAUUAAGGCCGAUUUAGACUCCCUGAGUGUAAAAGAUAAGCCGGAGACUAUUCGAAUAGAGUUGAAUUGCUUACAAGUCAUAUUCUACCCAGCCACAAGGUCUCCAUGCAAGAACUAGUUGAUCGAAUACGAAGAGUCAUCUGCCGGGGGCGGGGGAAGAGAUACUGAUAAGCAACGAAUUAGACAAAUAUUUACAUAGAUAUUGGAGAGUUUUUGUGAGCAAGGAAUCAGCUACACUAGAUUCUCUACGAAAACAAGAGCUCUGACAUAAAGUAACAUGUGUUCCACCAUUUUCAGUGCGAAUACAGGAAUAACAAGCGGUAACAUGGACCAGUUCAAGACCAGAGUGAUUCUCACUUCUGAUGGGACUAACCAAUGGUAAGCGUUUAAUAUGGGAAUCUAGCAAUGAAAGUAACAAACAUUCUACGAUAUGCGGCAAUAAUUCUAAAAACUAAAAUUAAAGAGUUUUAACUGCAUCUUUAGAAUACUCAACUAAAGUGAAAAAAGAACUCCUACUUGUGGCUUUUCUCUGAUUUUUCAUGACUGGUGACUUUCCUCUGUUAAUGUCUCAGAGUUUGUUAAUGCUACUUAGUUGUGGGGCGAUAAAAAUGUUUUUUCCGUAGCACUAGUGCCAGGAGGUACUUGCGAAGACUUGGACACUGGCGGAAACACCUCUUGUUUUAGGAAGCUGUAUAAUCGUUCUUGCUGCCGGAGUCCUUUUCUAAGCCGCUUUUCUUUUCGGUCUCCGAAGUCCGGUCUUUGAUCCUCCUCGAACCCAGAAAGAUAAGUGGAGGCUCAUUUUCUUCAUCAACGGCUUGUAAUCGAGUUUAGUCCCUUUCCCGAUCGGGGUUGGAAUGAGUCAGAUCCUGCUCGUUAAGACCACCUUUGUAUUUUAGUUCAAACAGGAGAAAUGGUAGGAGGGAGGGGACGUAGACCCCAGUUGUGUUGCCAGCCUUUCCUGGGCUGGGUAGGUUAUCUGUAUUAAGGAAAGAUCUUAAUACAAGGAUAACCUUUCAUGAUCCUCCUUCAGGUGUCGUAAUGGCUACCUGUAAACAGUGUAUGUAAUUCAACCUCGGUAAUAAGAAUUUAGAAUCUGAAUCUGAUUCAAUAUCUGUUUUAGGUUUGCUCCCACCAUUCUUCGAAGUCGCUGUGCCAUUGAUAUCAAGUUCUUUCCGUUUGAUGAUCAGAAAUGCGAUCUCCAUUUUGGUUCGUGGACGUAUGAUGGACUCAGAGUGGAUUUGAUAAAUGCCAGCACUGGUGUCGACCUGGCUUCUUACAUGGCCAGCGGCGAGUUUGAAAUGGUUGAGGCACCCGUUAAACGAACUAUUGUCCAAUAUAGGUAAGGUCAAUUCUACUGAGAAACCUCAUAAUGGGUCAUAAAAGGCUUUUAUUAACGAGAAUAAUAACAAAAACUUAUAAGUACAUAAUUAUCCUCUCCGCAUAAUGGCUCGCCCUGGAUAACGAAACAAUAAUUCAAUUCCAUAUCAAACAUAUCGGUGUUAAGAACCCCAAAUGGCAGUAAGUAAACCAACAGUUGGCUAAUUAUUUAUUUUGAUGUUUGGCCCGGCCAGUAGUUGAAUUCGGGACUUCAUUACAAUCUUGUUGAAUUUAUGGAGUGUUCCUACGAAAGAGGUUCUUGCUUAAUAAAAUACAUAAUUUUUUUAAAAAAAAUGAUUACAAGAGUGUCUUCCUUCAAGUUUGGACCGAAAGAAUAUGAUAGUCACUAAGGUUUUUUAGAGAGGUUUCCACUGUAUUUUCUAAGGUCAGUCACUAGUACCCUGCUCCCCCACCCUCCCCCUUUCAUUAUAAAUAUCCCCCGCUAUCCUUUCUUAGAUACAAUGCCUGCUUGCUCUCGUUUCUCUGUUAAGUGAUCCAGCACCUAACCUUUAAUCUUUUUAAUUUUCACUAGCUGCUGCCCUGAACCUUACCCAAACGUGAUUUUUACGCUUCACAUCAGAAGAAAAGUUCUGUUCUACUUUAACAAUCUGAUUGUUCCCUGUUUUCUCAUCACGGCUUUCGCACUUUUGACCUUCGUUUUGCCGCCAAACACCGGAGAAAGGGUAACCCUGGUGAUCACCACGCUCCUCGCCAUGACUGUGUUUAUGCUGAUGAUUGCCGAAAACACUCCGACCACGUCCGAUGUGACUCCAUUAAUCGGAAAAUUCUUCGUGGCUUCUAUGGUGGAGAUAGGACUGGCUCUGAUUGCAACCUGUUUUGUUUUGAACCUCUACGAGGCUACGGGACCAAGUUCUGAAGUCCCGCGAUGGAUUCGUGUAUUACUAAUCGAUAUUUUCGCGCCGUUACUUCUAGUUGGAAGGCCAAAGCCGAAGCCAAAACGAAAAUUCAAUCCGUCGGAGACCAAUCGGAGUAACCAUUCGUACAGCCCAAUCUUGACCGAACACAACGGAAAUAAUAUGGAAAUGGAAUGUGGUGCAAAAGAUGUUCUAGUUGUGGCACCAAAGGUGGGUGACAAGGUCCUAACGUCCCGAGAUUUCAUCAAUUCUGUGCAUGAAAAUAACAUCCGACACAGGGGAAAUUCUACUCAGGAAAAACUACUCGAAGGAAUCAACGUACUUACUGAGCGUGCAAAAGAACAGGAAAAACAAGAUGAAAUGAAGGAAGAGUGGGAAUCAGUGGCUAAAGUUAUAGAUCGGUUGUUCCUGCUACUUUUCAUCGCAACAGUUGCGAUAUCAACGUCGCUCAUCUUUUUACAGCGGCCCAGUUAUGCUACUAUGUAA
Molecule: messenger RNA, 6703 nt
Organism: Porites lobata
Lineage: Eukaryota; Metazoa; Cnidaria; Anthozoa; Scleractinia; Poritidae
Source: the annotation of a GenBank genome assembly